Ilyonectria robusta is the source of this 2148-nucleotide messenger RNA. RefSeq names its product carbon-nitrogen hydrolase. Gene Ontology annotation, cellular component: cytoplasm. NCBI's taxonomy places the organism in Eukaryota, Fungi, Ascomycota, Sordariomycetes, Hypocreales, Nectriaceae. The record is from RefSeq and is a predicted model, not a curated record. Gene Ontology annotation, molecular function: glutaminase activity; ATP binding; NAD+ synthase (glutamine-hydrolyzing) activity. Bases 1 to 2148 code for a protein of 715 amino acids. Gene Ontology annotation, biological process: NAD+ biosynthetic process. The transcript has 22 exons.
AUGGGCCACCUCAUCACCGUCGCGACGUGUUCCCUGAACCAAUGGGCAUUGGAUUGGGAAGGAAACACGGAACGCAUUAUCAGAAGCAUCCACCAAGCAAAGGCGGCUGGCGCGCGUCUCCGUGUAGGCCCGGAACUGGAAAUAUGCGGUUAUGGCUGCCUCGACCAUCUGCUCGAGCAAGAUCUGUACCUCCAUUGCUGGGAGAUGCUUCAACGCAUCCUCCUUGACAAGAGCUGUCACGGCUGCGUCCUUGACAUUGGCAUGCCUGUUCAGCACAGAAACCAACGGUUCAACUGCCGAGUUCUUUGCCUGGACGGCAAGAUCCUAAUGAUUCGUCCCAAGAUGUGGCUCGCUAACGACGGCAACUACCGUGAAAUGCGCCACUUCACGCCCUGGCUGCAGCCGCGAGAGACGGAGGAAUACCAUCUGCCUCGUAUGAUCCAGGAACUACAGGGGGCGACCCAUGUCACUUUCGGAGACGCUGUGGUGUCGACACCGGAUACCUGUUUUGGCGCCGAGACCUGCGAGGAGCUCUUCACGCCACGCUCACCUCACAUUGAUAUGUCUCUGGACGGAGUUGAGGUCUUCACCAACAGUUCCGGAAGCCACUUCACGCUCCAAAAAUUGGAUCUUCGCCUGCAGCUCAUCACUGAGGCCACACGAAAAUGUGGCGGCGUUUACCUUUAUGCCAACCAGAAAGGCUGUGACGGCGACAGAUUGUUCUACGAUGGUAGCUGCAUGAUUCUGGUGAAUGGAGACGUGGUUGCCCAGGGAUCGCAGUUUGGUCUUCUUGACGUCGAGGUGGUCACGGCGACGGUGGACCUGGAAGAAAUCCGCGCUUACCGCUCCUCCAUCAGCAGAGGACUCCAGGCCGCAACCUCCAAAGCCAAGUAUCAGCGCAUACAGGUUCCUUUUGAGCUUGGCUCUGAGGACGAAGACCUGGAUGCCAGCCUGCAACCGUCGCGGCCGAUCCAGCCACGAUUUCAUUCCGUGGAAGAGGAGAUUGCGCUUUGUGCUGGCGCAUACCUUUGGGAUUACCUCCGAAGAUCUGGCACUGCCGGAUACUUGGUCCCGUUGAGCGGCGGAAUUGAUUCAUCAAUUGUCUUUUCUAUGUGCCGCAUGGCCGUUGAAGCCAUUGAACAAGGCAAUGCUCAAGUAAUCGAAGACGUCAAACGUCUAGCCAAGUACAAAGGCGACGAUGUCCUUCCCAAAACCCCACAAGAGCUUUGCAACCAGAUUUUCCACACCAUUUACAUGGGCAUGAAGAAGCAGAGCUCUCACGAGACACGCCAGCGUGCCAAGGAUCUUGCCGAAGCCAUUGGCAGUUACCACAUCAACCUGGAUAUUGACGACGUGUACCAAGCCCAGAAGAGCCUGCUGGUUAGCACUAUGCAGUUUGAGCCCAAGUUUGCUGUCGAGGGCGGAACGCAGCAAGAGAAUUUGACCCUACAGUGCCUGCAGGCAAGAAUCCGCAUGGUGACAGCCUAUGAGUUUGGGCAAAUUCUGCCGACGGCGCGAGCCCGACCUGAUGGCGGAAGUCUCUUGGUAUUGGGAAGUGCCAAUGUUGGAGAGUCUCUCCGUGGAUACCUCACCAAAUACGAUUGCUCCAGCGCAGACAUUAACCCGAUAGGCAGUAUUGACAAGGCUGAUCUCAAAAGGUUUAUCGCAUGGGCAGAAAAGGAAUUCAAAAUUCCUUGUCUCCACGAAUUCUUGACUGCUGUCCCAACGGCCGAAUUGGAACCGAUCACCGAGUCGUAUGUUCAAAGCGACGAGGCAGAUAUGGGAUUCACUUAUCCUGAAUUGACGAUACUGGGACGUCUACGCAAAGUCAACCGGCUGGGUCCGUUCGGCAUGUUCCAACGGCUUGUCCAUGACUGGAGCGCAGAUAGAGAAGUCGUGCCCGGCGAUGAAGCUCCAUUUUAUACGCCCGAUAAAGUGGCUCAUAAAGUGAAAACGUUCUUCCACUUUUAUGCCAUUAAUCGCCAUAAAAUGACAACCUUGACGUAUUGCAAUGACUACUCCCCAGACGACAACAGAUUUGACCUCCGUCCGUUCUUGUACCCCUCCUUCUGGAAGUCCUGGAGCUUCAAGAAGAUUGACAAGGAACUGGCCAAGAUCGAGAAGCGGAAAGAAAAGCAGAAUGCAUAG